AUUUUCUUGCAAUCCGCGAAGAAGACUGACAUCUUCGACAUGGCGGAAUCAGACCAGCAGUCAGGAGCCACUCCUGAGGAUGGCACACUUGAGGUCACGACAACCUUUAUGGUUCCCAAGAAAGAAAUUACUAUGGUGCCCGACAUGGGCAAGUGGAAGCGGUCUAAGGCUUAUGCUGACUACAUAGGAUUCAUUUUGACUCUUAAUGAGAGUGUGAAGGGAAAGAAGCUAACCUGUGAAUAUAAAGUUUCUGAGACAGUGGAAAAAUUACUAGAUCUUUUGGGGACUCUGGAACGAUGGAUAAAUGAGACCCCUCCUGUUGACCAGCCAUCUCGCUUUGGUAAUAAAGCCUUCAGAACCUGGUUUGCUCAAUUAGACCAGGAAGCAGAAGCCCUGGUGUCGGCAGUGCUACCCUCCGACAAACAAGCUGCAGCUCCUGAGAUAGCUGUGUAUCUGAAAGAGUCUGUCGGGAACUCCACCAGAAUAGAUUAUGGAACAGGUCAUGAAGCUGCAUUUGCCGCAUUCCUCUGCUGUCUCUGUAAGGUCGGCGCUCUUAAAGUAGAUGAUCAGCUGGCUAUUGUUUUCAAGAUUUUUAACAAGUAUCUCUCAGUGAUGCGAAAGCUUCAGAGAACCUACAGAAUGGAACCAGCUGGAAGCCAAGGUGUAUGGGGCCUUGAUGACUUUCAAUUUCUACCUUUCAUAUGGGGAAGUUCACAAUUUGUCGAUCACCCAACCAUUGAGCCACGGCAUUUUGUUGAUGAGAAGGUGGUAAACGAACAUCAGCAAGACUACAUGUUCCUGGAGUGCAUCAAGUUCAUAAAUGAGAUGAAGACUGGUCCAUUUGCUGAGCACUCCAACCAGCUGUGGAACAUCAGUGCUGUUCCUUCCUGGUCCAAAGUCAACCAGGGUCUGAUUAGAAUGUACAAGGCUGAGUGUUUGGAGAAGUUUCCAGUGAUCCAGCACUUCAAAUUUGGCACCCUGCUGUCGAUCCAGCCAUCAAAACCUUGAUGAAUUCAAGGAUUACGACGGAAUGACCAAAGUCCCAGCACAUCAAAUCAACUGUUUUCCCUUUUGUCGAACAUCGUCUCGUAGAGCGCCGCAGAUCUGGACACAAGCACCGUUCUCCCCAAACGUACUCAUUAAGGCUCGUUCGACACCCCCUUUUGAAAUGCAAUUUGAGUGUUCGGAGCACACGAUGACAGCUCCAAACUUCCACAUGCGUCAGCACAGAUGCACGCUGUCACAGAACAUUUAUGAAAUUCAAACUUGGUCAUUGCUGUUGAUUUCCAGGGUAACCAAAUUGGAAGUAUAAGGGUGUGAGGUCCUUCACUGGUGCGCUCUCAACGACAUCCAGAUGUUUGAAUCAUGAGCAAAGGAUUUUGCUUGCGUUCAUGUAAGAGCUGCCAGUUUGUGGCCCGAGCAGUCAAGUUGUGUAUUAUUUGUGAAUAGGUUGAAACCGUCCAUGUGUUAUGGAUUUUUAUUUCAAGAGGAUUGUUCUAUUAUUGUUGAAUUUAUAUCCUGAAUGAACUAUGGAUCAGAGCGAAUGAACUGGUUUUUUUUUUCCAAAUCUUCAGAUUCGUGGCUGUAAUGGUCAAGGUAAAAGGAGAAUUUACUUAAUAGUUUGAAUAUACAAGUAUAAUUAAAAUCUAUAUAUAUUUUGGGUACUUUUAUUUAAGUGCUUAUAAAGCCAAAUAUUUGCAUCUCUUUCUGUCACCGUUUAAAGCACAGUAAAUAGUCAUUAAUACAAAGAUAUCAUUGUUUUUGCUUUUUUUUUUUCCCCCCUUUUUUUUUGGGAUGAAACGAAUAAUGUGCAUGUCUUCACGAGUCUGUUUUGGAUACCAAUGUCUGAUAAAAUUAUAUUGCCAACGUUCUUGAAUGACGCCAUCUUGUCUGUUUAGAAAUGAAAAGGGUUAACAUUUGCAAGACCGUGUGUUUCUUCUGCUUAUUUUUACAUGAACUAUCCUGAAUUAAUAAACGUUUGUGUCUGCACCUUAUGUCAUUUGACUGGAUGGAGUUUAAAUGCAUUGCUCAAAAACUAAAGGAAACACUAACACAUUGUAGAUAUGAAUGAAUGAAAUAUUUGUAUCAAAUACUUUGUUCUUUCCAUAGUUGAAUGUGCUGACAACAAAAUCACAUAGAAAUUAUCAAUGAAAAUCAAAUGUAUCAAUCCAUGGAGGUCUGGUUUUGGAGUUUUACUCAAAAUGAAAGUGGAAAAACAUACCCCGGACUGAUCCAACUUUGAUGUGAUGUCUUUUUAAAAAAAGUCAAAAUGAGGCUCAGCAGAGUGUGUGUGGCCUCCGUGGGCCUGUAUGACCUCCAUACAAUGCCUGGGCAUGUUCCUGAUGUGUGAGAAGCCACCUGGCGGUGCCAGAUGGACCUAAACAUAAUUUUCCAGAUGGGUUCUAUUGGGUUUAGGUCAGGUAAAUGUAGGGGCCAGUCAAUGUUAUCAGUUCCUUCUUCCUCCAGGAACUACUUGCAUUCUCCAGCCACAUGAGAUUGGGCAUUGUCAUGGACCAGGAAAAACCCAGGUCCCACUGCUCAAGUGUAGGUUAUGACAGUAGGUCCAAGGAUUUCAUCCCAAUAUCUAAUAGCAACCAGGGUGCUAUUAUCUAACCUGUCGAGAUCUAUCUGUCCUUCCAGGGAUAUGCCUCCAUCACUGACCCACCACCACACCUGUCAUGCUGAAUGAUUUUGCAGGCAGCAUAACUUUCUCCACGGCAUCUCCGGACCCUUUCACGUCUUGCGCAUGUGCUCAGGUUGAACCUGCUUUCAUCAGUGAAGUGGCGUAGUUGCAAUUUCUGGUGGUAUAUGGCCAAUUCUGAUCAAGGUCUGCGGUGCCGGGCAGUGAGCACGGGGCUCACUAAAGGACGUCGGCCCUUAGGCCAUCCUCAUGGAGCCCAUUUCUGGUUAUUUCAUUUAUUCAUUCAACAUUCACACCAGUGGCCAGCUGGAGGUCAUUUUAUAGGGCUCUGGCAAUGCUCAUCCUGUUCCUCCUUGAACAAAGUUGCGGUUACCGAUCCUGCUGAGGGUUUAAGGACCUUCUAUGGCCCUGUCCAGCUUUCCUGGAGUAACUACCUGUCUCCUGGUAUGUCUUACAGGCCUCCAGGUUGCUCCUCAGACUGAUCAGGAGCUCAAUGAUGCCCUGGUCCAGAUAUGGGAGAAGCUCACCUAGAUGUACAUCUGCAGCCUCAUCAGGAUCAUUCCCAAGUAAUGUAGGGAGGUCAUACAAGCACACGGAGGCAGGGGUGCUGGGAGUCACUCACAGCAGGGGGUGCUGAGGAUAUUUUUAGUGUUUCCCCUAUCCAAAAACAGCGGUUUGGGUCCAAAUUUGUCUCGCUCGCAAAUUUUCUUCAAACAAAGUGUGCACAAUGGCAGUACACACGCAUGCUGGAUAGUCUACGUACUUCUACUAGGCUAUUACAAAGACAGCGUUCUCUGACCUAGUGGAGAAGUAUCCUUUUUGACUGAAUGUUCCAGCCAAGAACAUAUGAAAUAAUACGUUGAAAGUGACCGUUGUUUUGUUUGCUUGUUUGUUUCCCGUUAUUUUUUAGGCUUAACGUCUUUAGUAGAGCAAACUGAAAGUCCACUCACAUUUUUGGCGGUGCUCUCCGGCGUUUCGUGGUCCACAUCUUCAAUCCUUGCUUCUCGCUCAGUAGUUGCAGUCUAGGUUUGAAAAAAUUACGUACAUCCAUCUUGCUUCAUCUGUCCUCAAGUGUUUUUUUUUUUUUUUUGUGUUUUUUAAUGGGCUAAGCAACGCAAAUACCUGUCUCUAAGGUGCUGGUCACAUUAUCGGUUUGAAAAAUAAUUUUGACCCAUUAUAAAAAAAAAAAAAUGUUGUUUGUUUUAUUGCUUUACAACUUUUGUUGAAAACAUUUUGGUGUUAUGGUGUUAUACUUGUAUAGUGCCUUUCCACUUUUCAAGGCCCUCAAAGUGCUUUACACUACAUCGCCAUCCACCUACUGGGGGGUGUAGGUGGGUUUCAGUAUCUUGCCUAACUAUACUUAGAUGAGUUCAUCAGGGCAGAGAAUGGAACCAACAACCUUUGAGUUGGGGGACAUACUCUACCACUGAGAAGUAUAACACCACAAGUAUAACAUUAUUUACCACUACCGUUUUACCGGCAAAGUCUUAAUUUUAGGGCUGUCAAAAUUAUGCGUUAACGGGCGGUAAUUAAUUUUUUAAAUUAAUCACGUUAAAAUAUUUGACGCAAUUAACGCACAUGCCCCGCUCAAACAGAUUAAAAUGACAUCAGCAGUGCAAUGUCCACUUGUUACUUGUGUUUUUUGGAGUUUUGUCACCCUCUGUUGGCGCUUGGGUGGGACUGAUUUUAUGGGCUUCAGCACCCAUGAACAUUGUGUAAUUAUUGACAUCAACAAUGGCGCGCUACUAGUUUUUUUUUUUUUUUUGAUUGAAAUUUUUACAAAUUUUAUUAAAAUGAAAACAUAAAGAGGGGUUUUAAUAUAAAAUUUCUAUAACUUGUACUAACAUUUAUCUUUUAAGAACUACAAUUCUAUCCAUGGAUCGUUUUAACAGAAUGUUAAUAAUAUUAAUGCCAUCUUAUUGAUCUAUUGUUAUAAUAAACAAAUACAGUACUUAUGUACCGUAUGUUGAAUGUACAUAUCCAUCUUGUGUCUUAUCUUUCCAUUCCAACGAUUAAUUAAUUUUUAAGCUGUAAUUAACUCGAUUAAAAAUUUUAAUCGUUUGACAGCCCUACUUAAUUUUAAAUCCGCAUAUUGGAAAGUCAACUAUAUGCAAUGACAUUUUCAGCCACCAGGGAGGGACCCCCCCCCCCCCCCCCCCAAUCUCCGCGUAUGACUCCACGGUCUAAAUCUGCAAUUAACUUUUCCUCGCCGAGGACUAUAAUUAGGGUUGGGCAUCGUUUGAAAUUGAAUGAUUCAGGUUCCGAUUCCACGUUUCGAUUCCGGUUCCAAACGAUUCUCGAUUCCGAUUCUUUUAAGAGGCAGGGUUAAAAAAAAAUUAAAUAAAAAAAAAAAGAUUAAAUGAACUUCUCACAGGGCUGAUUUUAAUUUGUAUAUAAAUAUCAGUCUCUGAAUUCGGGCAAUUUUUCUCCACUUGCCAGUCAGCGCAUCAAAACGAGAAAUUGAAAUUUAAAAUUUGAAUGAUUCUGGGAGCAUCGGACUGUUAGAACUGGUUCCCAUCGAUAGUCGAUGCCCAACCCUAACUAUAAUAGAACUACAAUCAUAAUCAUCUUCUUCUUUUUUUUUUUUUUUUUUUUUACCUCGAAUUUUAGAAAAUGCCAGUGUUUUUGUAAGACAAACAUUGCUAAUUCGUUUUUUGCACCAUGUUAACACCUCCUCUGUCAACAGUUAAAUGUCCUUGACCAUGUUAUUAACAAAGAAAAAAAACAUACAUUUAAUCCCCAAAUUACUAUUAUUAUUAUUAUAUUAUUAUUAUUAUUAUAUACUAUUAUAUUGUGAUUAUUAAUCACGCUAUUGUUUCAAUGUGUUUAUUUUUUUAAAUUUAUUUUGGACCAAAAAAAAAAAAAAAACAAUAAAUCAAAACACUUUUUUUCUCCCCAACACCAGGGGCGCUAUAGCAUCCUCAGCACCCCACUUUCCGCGCCACUACUUGGAGGCCACACUCACACACAGCCUCAUUUUGACCUGUUUAAAGGACAUUACAUCAAAGUUGGAUCCGCCUGUAUUGUGUUUUUCCACUUUCAUUUUCGGUAUAACUCUAAAUCCUGACCUCCAUGGGUUGAUACAUUUGAUUUUCAUGGAAAUUUUUGUGUAACUUGGUCAUCAGCACAUUCAACUAUGGAAAGAAAGAAUUUAAUAAGAAUAUUUCAUUUAUUCAGAUUGCAACAUGUUACGUUAGUGUUCCCUUUAUUUUUUUUUAGCAGUGUAUAUAGGCAGCAGUGACAAAUGCUGGUCUGUCAAUGAGGUGAGGCUCAAAUGUGUCCACCUGUUAGUGCUAUGGAAAGAAACUAGGGUGCCAGAAGUCAAGUCUCCAAACACAAGCAGCUACAUUAAAAAAAAAAAAACACACCAGAAAUAGAAGCUCAGUUUUUCGCGAGUCAUUUUUAAGAAAGCAGGUGUAGUUCGUGUUUUCUCAUGUCUUCCUUGUGAGAAGAAAAGGACAAGCAAAUGGCUGAAAGCAAUCAAUCGAGCAACAGUAAAAGAAGACGGUUCCAUGGACCAUUCUCGCCAGUGGGAACCUAAAUCCAGGCACAUUUACGUUUGCAUUUUAUUACUGGUGAGUAAACUUUAAUCGAUUUUUUUUGCCCCAAUUAGCUGCUAGGAUUCAAUAGACUAGGCAGUGGUUAUUAUUAUUAUAACCGACAACUCGCAAAGCGUUAUUUUUCUUUUGCCGAGAACUGCUCUGAUCGGUCAAUCGGUAUAUUUUUGGCCUGGUGGGAAUUGGUUAUUUUGCCGUGACAUGUUCACGAGUAAAUAACGCUUGGAGGCGAAUUACCGGUUACGGCAGAAAUGAUCACUCUAUAUAUACUACCAGUUUUCUUAGUUCCACACAGUACAUAUUCCACGUAAUUGAUAAAGGUCAACUUACUAGGUGACUUUAUGAGGUAGUUGUAGAUGUUUCCGAGCUCCACUGCAGGCAAUUCCUUUGGAUUGUUUAUCCAGCUAUCAGCUGCGACUUUGUAUGGGCAGAUUUGCAGGCCAAUACACACUAAUUGUAAGUUGUAUCGCCUCCUCGCGUCUGUUGGCAGUGACUCGUGAUAAUAAUAAGUCAUGUUUAAAACAUUUUUUUGAAAAACACAGCUGAAAUAUAUGAAUUUCAGACGUUUGUCUACGGAUGGUUACCUGUGCGUGCCCCUAUUUUAAAAAUGGCGACACGUUGCUAUGCGAGAUGACGUCAUCGUGAAAUCACGCCGACUGCAAGAAUAAGUACAUAGAUGAAUGGAAAAAUAAAAAAUAACCCCGCAAAAAAUUAAUGCAGCCAGUGUCCUACUUGCGCUGGCUGGUGUUAUGCCAAAAAACAGCCGCUCCGUGUUAAAUGUCCCCCCUGACGGGAGCACCCACAUGUCACUCGUACAAACAGCUUUUGUUUACCAAUCGCUGGACACGGAAACGACUUUCUUGUACCGUGAAUAUGUAUUAUUUUACUCUGCUUGAACUAAUAAAUCUUGU
Corythoichthys intestinalis (scribbled pipefish) is the source of this 7109-nucleotide messenger RNA. It is a transcript of the gene ptpa, whose product is annotated as protein phosphatase 2 phosphatase activator. Gene Ontology annotation, biological process: mitotic spindle organization. Gene Ontology annotation, molecular function: protein tyrosine phosphatase activator activity; peptidyl-prolyl cis-trans isomerase activity. NCBI's taxonomy places the organism in Eukaryota, Metazoa, Chordata, Actinopteri, Syngnathiformes, Syngnathidae. Bases 40 to 1008 code for a protein of 322 amino acids. The record is from RefSeq and is a predicted model, not a curated record. The transcript has 10 exons. Gene Ontology annotation, cellular component: nucleus; protein phosphatase type 2A complex; cytoplasm.